This is a messenger RNA of Exophiala dermatitidis NIH/UT8656, 1536 nucleotides long. RefSeq lists its product as uncharacterized. The coding region runs from base 1 to 1536 and encodes 511 amino acids. Lineage: Eukaryota; Fungi; Ascomycota; Eurotiomycetes; Chaetothyriales; Herpotrichiellaceae. The transcript is spliced from 2 exons. The record is from RefSeq and is a predicted model, not a curated record.
AUGGCGAAAUCCAGAUAUCGAGAGCGCGACCGGGAUACCAGUCGCCGUGCCUCGACCGCAGCUCCUCCGUCUCGAGUCCCGCUCCAGGCGCCAGCGCGUCCAUCCGAGACCUCUCGACGUUUCAGCAAUUUCAUCGACCUCACCGAAUCCGAUCCAUGGUCCGACCAGUCUACCAACAACCUUGGGGGAGGACCACCACCAGCAACAGCACUGGGGAGAGCAGUCAGAUCUAGCACCCUUGCACCAAAAGUCACCGGCCGCGCAAGCACAGGCACCGUGGUAUCUGUCCCGCAAGACCCGCGAUCGAACCCGGCCUACCUAUUCCAGCAACUUGCAUUGCAGCGCAACCGCGCAAGCGUCAGGCCAUCAUUCUCAAGUAAACAAAUCGAGAUCGACAGCGGGGACGACACAGAAGAAGGACAAGAACUCAGACCCAAGAACUUGAAGCGAGCGGAGACUCCGACCCCGAUUGCAACCAAGAAAGAGAAGAGGAACCGCCAUCGCAAUUCCAAGACUAAGGUGAGAAAGGCGCAAGAAGAAGAAGUAGAGGCAGAGGCACCCGUCGUCGAAGCCAGUGGCGCGGCGAAGCUCGAUGGAAACAAGCACAAGCAGAAGAAAGGGAAAGAGAAAGAGAACAGUAUUACUGCUAUUCUCCACAACAAUAUCAACAAGCAGCCAGACGAAACCAAGACCGACACGACCAUCCACAAGAAGUCCAAGAAGUCCAAGAAAUCAAAGGCACAGUCGAAGCAUGAUGGCAGUGUGCCAGUGGUUGACCUCGAGAACACCGACAGAGUCACAAACACAAGUACAGCCACGAUCAGCAAGAAGGACAUGAUCAAGAUCAAACGCGAGCCUCGAUCUCCCGAACCAGUUCUGCCGCCGACACCCUCUCCUCCACCACCAUCUCAAGUUCAAUCCCGAUCCGAGUCUCGCAAACGAAAGCGCGAAACCGCCAUCGCCAGCACGGCCGCCACCGUCUCUACCGACUCCACCACAGUCACCGACGAUGAUGACGGCGAUGACGAUGACAAGAGACCUCCUGUGAAAGUUUCAAAAAAGACAAAAAAGACAAAAACUAUUGUCCAAGCCGAAUCCAGUGGUAAAUCUAGCAAAGCUGCAGAAAUCGAAUCCAUCGCCAUCGCCAAACUCCGCGAAAGUUUACCUUCCGUCCGAAUCACCCGCGUGACACGCGACUUGCAGCGCGAAUUUGAUGGAGUCAAUCCGACAGAUGUGGCCGUCCUCGUCACGGCUGCUCGAGAGACGAUUAUUGAUCUGGCUAGACAGCAGGUUGAGCAGACGGAGCAGUCGUACCAGAUGAUCCAGGCCGAGUUGUUGAGGAUGUUGAAGAAGCAGAAUGAGAGAUUGGAGCGGUUGGAGGGGAAGAAAAAGAACAAACAUGGAUCCGCCGGGAGAGGGGCAGGACUAGCAGCCGAGGAUGAGACUGCGAAUGAAGACGAUGAAGACGAUGAAAGUGAAGAAGGUGACGAUGCGAUGAUCGGUCGACAACGGCCUGAUACUUGUGCGUCGAAUUGA